This is a messenger RNA of Acyrthosiphon pisum (pea aphid), 8223 nucleotides long. RefSeq names its product protein PFC0760c. The record is from RefSeq and is a predicted model, not a curated record. The transcript has 13 exons. Gene Ontology annotation, cellular component: nucleus. Bases 541 to 8121 code for a protein of 2526 amino acids. Lineage: Eukaryota; Metazoa; Arthropoda; Insecta; Hemiptera; Aphididae.
UGCUCUAUUGUAAAUUGUAUUUUGUUAUAUGUAUUUAAUAUUACAUAUUUUUAUUAUACAUUUAUACCCAUAAGAGUUAUAUUAUUUUAUAAUUUACCAAAAAUAUUAACGUGAUGUGUGUGUUGGAACAAUCGAAUAAUUAUUAAUUACAAUUAUAUAUUGUAAUUUAUCGAUUACUGUGUGGCGUGUGCGCUUUUGACUUUUGAUAUUUCGCACACGUUUCGUGUUGUUUUUUGAUUUGUACGUUUCAAAUUUUUUACGUCCAAACUGACGCGUGCCUCUUUCGGUGGUCAUACUAGUGUUGUACGAAUGUGAAUUAUUUGAAAUAUAAUUAUUGUACCUAGUAUUGAAUACUAUUGUCUAUAAUCAUUACCAGAGAACAACUUCGACAAUGGAUUACUGAUUAACCAUAACAAUACCGUGUCGCGUGUUCCCAGCGCGAGUCUAAUCGUCGUUCAAUGGAGGCCAUGAAGACAUCUUCAAUCAGUUAGAACGAAAACCAAGAUUCCAUAUCAACCGUUGUCGUCCUCAUAGAGAAACAUGGACAAUCCCGAAGCAACUGAAAACUCUAUAUGUGAAACGUCCCAACAACAGUUACCACCCAUUGAAAAUAACUGUCAGCCAGUUGAAAAAGUAUUGUUGAACAAUGAUUAUGCAGAACCUUCAAACAUAGUAGAUCAAAUUAGUAAUUCCGAAAACCAAAUACCUGUGGACUCAACUGGUGUCAGUUCUCAAAAUGCAAAUGUUAUUGCUGAACCGGGUACAAUUGUUCCAACCGAUAAUUCUAUGCCACCUCUUCCACCACUUCCUAAAAACGAAAAUGGACAAUUGCCACAACCACCAGCAGCACCAAACCAGGCUGAUUACAACAUGCAAAACUAUGCAAACUACAAUAAUUAUAUGUACAACUAUAACAAUUAUUAUGGCUAUCCUUAUCCUCAAUACCAAUGGGAUUAUAACAGUCAACAAUAUUAUCAACCAUAUCAAAAUUAUUACAAUUAUAAUUUUAAUCAAGCAAAUCAAACCCAAACAUCAAAACCACCUCCACCACCACCUGAUUCUGUACAAUUACCAGUUGAAGAGAAGCCAGCUAAUAAAACAAACACUGCAGUUGACGACUCUAAUAGAUAUUCUCCUACGGCAGAAACUGACGAUGAUGAUCCUAUGAAAGGAUUAUCUGAAAACUAUAAACCUGAUGUUCUUAUUGAAAAACCUACACAAACUACAAAUGCUGCCCCCUUUGAAACGGUGACAUCUGAACUGAUUGAGGAGCAACAUAACAUACCAGAGAACAUUGAAAAUAUAAUUCAACAGACCAUCGACCCCACAACCCUGUCUAUGAUUACACCAGAGCAACAGCGAGUACCUAUGAUUGCCCAGGUGCAACCAUACAAUAGCCAGGUUCAACAACUUAGCUAUCAAAUUAAUCCUCAAAGUCAAAUGCAAUUAACUGAAACAGUUAACGAGGUAGUAAAUCAACAGCAAACCUCACCUGCAAUGAACGGCAAAGAUGACUCCAUUGAGAAAGUGUCCAAAGCAUCAACGGUUUUGGGUAAAUCCCAAGCCAAAAAACGCCUGAUGGCAUUUUCAAUGAUGAAACAAAAGUUACAAGAACAGAAUAAUUCAGUUAUUGAUAAUCAGAGUUCAGACAUUGGAGAAGGAAAUGACGUGGAAUUUGUACCGGAACACAAUGUUUUUCAAACAGUUACAAAGAAAAAAGUUGUUACUAAUAAAAAAGUUGCUAAAGUUAUCAAGGCUCAACAAACGAUUGAACAAAUUGAAGAAAUGAAGAAAGAUGAACUGUUACAAGGAAAUAAUGCAGCUUUAUAUCAACAUCUUUUAAGAAGUGGUGGCAAUGAAGCUCCAAUCCUUCAGAAACUUGGUAUAGAGUCAUUGGCAGAAAAAUAUUCAGCUAAGAUAAGAGAACAGGAUAAGCGCUCAAGUAGACACCAUCACAGGCGUCGAGAUGAAUCUAGAAGAGGCCACAAAUAUCGUCGUCGUUCACAUUCAAAAUCCAGGUCUAGGUCAAGAUCAACAGAAAAGCCAAAGAUGCGAGCCCUAGAAGUCAAGAGUUGGAAAGAUUUUGUCAAGGGUGGAUUUCAUUUUGACAGAUUUAGAAGAUUCAAAAUGGAUGAAGCUGAGGAAAUAAAAGAUAAAGAGCGGAAGUCUAGAAAAAAGAAAAGGCACGGAGACUCAAGAUCUGAUGGCAAAAACCAUAAAAAUGAAUCUAACAUACUAUCCGAAACAGAAAAAGGAACCGGAGAUCAGAAAUUACGCCACAACUUAUUAGAUCGCAAAAAAGAAAUUCUUAAGGGUCUUGAGGUCAACACACACGAAGGAGACUUUACUAAGGAUUUCCCCAGUUACAUUAUUCGAUGCACUAAAAAUAAGCCAUCCAUAAAGUUUAGUGAAAAUCCAGCAAAUGCCACUUAUCAUCUUCAGAACAGACAACAAAUGUUAGCCACACUUCUUCCAGAAAUUGAAGCAAUUGUACUCAAGUUCUUAUCUGCAAUGAAACCAAAAAAGCUUAAAGAAAACUGUUAUGCUGACAAUUACUAUAACAACAUAGAUGAAAAACUUUUAGUUAUGAUGAAAGAUAAAAAUAUUUAUCCAUUCAAAGGUUGGUGGCCCAAAACAAGUUUUAUUAUUACUCAAGUCAAAGAAGAUCCAAAUAUUGAAAUAGAUGAAGAUGUAUUUAUGAAUGAAAUUACAACUAGUAAACGAACCAAAAAAUCUAGAUUUAAUGAUGAUACAUCUCAUGUUGAAUUAAGGCCUACUGUUCCAUCCAAAUGGGAUAGUGAUUAUGACGGUAGUCCAGCUGCUGAGAAUAAAAUAGCGUAUGUUGGAGUAACUCAAAGUGAAGAAAUUAAUACUAAUGAUAAUGUCUGCACAAUCCAAAGAGAAGAAAACAAUCUUUUGGACAUAAGCCACCAGGAAGAAGCAAUGGACACUGCUUCUGAUGUUGGCGAAGAUGAACCAAAGAUUGAAGUUAACGUUUGUCCAGCUCUACCUGUUCAGGAUCAAGAACCACAAGGACAUACUAAAUUGAAUACAGAAUAUGAAGAAUUUUUGAAAAUUGUAAAAGUUGAUAAAGUGGAAAGUGAACCUGCUUCUAUUAUAACUACUCAAAAAGAUAAUGAAAACAACCUAUCAAUGAAGUCUUCAUCAUUGAAUGAUGAUUCUAUACAAGACGAGUCUGAUGAGUAUAUGUCCACUAAGUCUUCAGUAGAAUCUGGUUCAUUACAAAAUGUUGUUGAAGAGUCUGAUUCAAAUGAUAAAAUAUUUAUUGAAGAAUUACCUCAUAUUGAUUUAAAGUUAAGAAGUAAGAAAAAAUCAUCUAGUAAAAAGUCUAGAUCAUUUAAGAAUAAAGAAAGUAAAAAGAAAAGGCAUAAAUCAAGUUCCAGUGAAAGUUCACAAGAUUCAGAAACAGAAAGUGAUAGUAGUUCGGAUGAUAGUGAUUCUGAAUCAUCUGAUUCAACCUCUACAGUUGAAAAAAAGAAAAAAAAGAAAUCAAAAAAUAAGAAGAAAAGAAAAACCAAAACAAAUUACAAAAAGAAACACAGGGGUGAUAAGAAUAAGACCAAAAGUCCCGAAGAUGAAAAAGAUGCUAAUAGUAGUAUAAUCAACUUAAUUGAAAAAGCAUUGAAUGUUGAAAUUAAAAAGAGACCUUCAGAUAGUAAAGAACCUAAACAGAAAAAGAAGAAAAGAAAACACGAGAAAAAUAAACAUAUAGCAAAUGAAGAGAAUGAUGACAAAUUUGAAAAAGUUAAGGAUUGUUUAAAAGAAACAAUUACAAAAUUGGUUAAAACUGAAAAAGUAAAUAAAAACCAAUCUCUUUCAUGUGAUGACACUGUCAUUGAAGUAUUGAAAUAUUUAAAUGAUAAAGAAAAAAAGAAUAAAAAAUCAAAGAAAAGUUUGAAAAGAAAGCAUGACUCAGAUAUUUCUGACGAUGAGAAAACUCCCAAAAAAUCUAGAUUAGUUGAUAGUUGUUCAAAACCUAAAGUUAAUGAAAAGAAAAAAAAGAGUAAAAAAAAGAAAUCUGUCGAUUCAGAUGAAUAUAUGACAAAAAAAAAGUCUAAAAAGAAAUCUAAAACUACUGAUACUUCAGAGGCUGAAGAUGUAGAGGUGUUAAUCCAAAAUAAAAGUAAUGAUUCAGUUCAGUUUUUUGAAUUGCGACCCAAUGAGUGGAACAUAAUUAAAAAAAGUUCCAGGAGGGGAGUCGUCCAUCACUCGGAAGUAGAAAAUAAAAAUAAAACAUCACCUGUACAUAACACUAUAAAACGCAAUGAAAACAUUAAACAAAAAAAAUCUGAUUCCCUUGGUUCAAUCGAAAAAUAUUCUCCUACAAAUAUAACUAAAAACAAUUGUGAAAUACCGAAAUUGCUUGAUGUAUUUAAAGAACACGUCGUGGAAAAAGAAAGAAUAAAACAAUUGUUAAAGCCCAACAAAAUUAUCAAAAGCGAUAAAAUUGACAAUGUUUCAAAAAAUAUAGUUGAAGAAAAAAUAUUAAUCAAUUUUACAAACUCUGACAGUGAACCUAAUGAAGAAGUAGAGAAGUGUAUUGAAGAAAAUGAUGAAAUGUCAAACAAAUCUGCUGACAAGUGUCCUAAUGAUAUAUUUAAACUUAAAAAUGAUUUACAACAAUCAAUAUUUUUGAAAAAUGAUAAUAGUGAACAGCAUAACAUGGAUAAAGAUCUUGAGAGUAAUUUUAAACCCCAAACCCAAAGCACACCACCAAUUGAUCCCUAUGAUAAACCUCAUAUUACUUGUACUACUAUUAAAGCUGUUACAGAAACAAUAUCGUAUAGAGACAAAGUAAAAAUGAAUUUAAAGAAGCUUUCAUCUUGUCAAAAUAUACCGUUUGUAUUUGGAUUUUCUUCUCCAAUUAGCCUUAUUAAAUCGAACAAUUUUAUAUUUGAUAAAAGCAAAGAUCUUAAAGUGACCAAAGAAAAAGAAAAAUCUAAUGAAGAUGAACGAAAAGUAGACGAUCCAAAAAUUAAUGAAACACAACUUUCAGAGUCUGAUAAACCUAAAGUAAUUAAUCUUUCUCCAACACAAAUGGAAAUCCCGGAUGUAACCAAAAAAGAAUUACAUAAAAACAAUAUUGAAACUAAUGACAAAACAUUAGAUCAUAGUUAUGAUUGGGAUGACUCUGAAGAAUCCGAUACUGACCAAUCACUAAUUACAAGCACUAAUUCAUCAGAACAUUCAAGUGAUGAAGGAGAAAGUGAACAAAUUUAUUCAAAUUUAUUGAAAAAUGACUCACCAAAUAUAUGUAAUAUAAAUGAAACAUUCUCAAAUUAUAGUGAAUCUAAAGAACUUGAGGAAAUUGAAUCUAAUGUGUUUGAAACAAAUAGUAGUUCUGAGUCAGUAAUUAAAGAAAAAGAACUUCCUUUAGAAGUUGAACAUUUUCUUAUUGAGAAACAAAUAACUACUUCGUCAAAUUUUGCUGAUUUCUCUAAACAAAAUUUAGAUUAUAAUACUGAAGGUUUACAAAAUGAUGUUAUAUCAGUUAAAAUGGAUGAAAAAGAUUCAGAUCCUGUGUACUCUCAAAGGUCUAGCAUCGAUAUAAUAGAAGUUACUAAAUCCAACAAUGAACUAAUUACCCAAUGGACGUCAGAUUGGAUUAAUUUGGAUAAGUCAGUUACUGAAAUUAAUCAUUCAAGCAAUUCUAAAUCUGGGGAUGAAGAAUUACAACUAAAGAAGAAAUCGCGUUGGGACGAACAACCCAUGGAUAAUUCAAUUAGCAAAUCACAGAAGCUUAAUAAUGGACAGGAAGAGUAUAAGUAUGAAACUGAAACAAACAACUUAACUCAUGCACCAAAAGAUACUAAUUAUCCAACUAACAAUGAAGACGACCUUUAUAAUGAACAAAAUCAAACAUGUGAAAUAAUGUCAAUAAAUUGCAUGAAUGAUUAUAAUGAAAUUAAUCCUUAUGUUUAUGAUGAUUAUUCUCAAACUUAUGAACAAUAUAGUGGUAUACCUAUGUAUUCUGAAAUGAAAACUAUUGACCAUGAUUUACUAAGUCCAGUUGACUAUAGUGUGUAUGAAAACUUUAAUCCUAAUUAUAAUUACCAUACUGAAGAUUACGAAAUGUGGAAAUCUGUAGAUACAGAUACAUCUGAAUAUGGGAUGAUAAAAGCAAUUCCAACAACUGAUGAAACAGUUUCACACUUGAUCGAUGUUUUUGAAAAUGUUCCUUCUGAAAAUAUUUCUAUUGAUCAAGUUGAAUUUUUACAAGAGGAAGUACUAAAUGAAAACACUGAUACUAUUAUUUCAGACCCUCAGGAGGAAAUUGUCAAAAAUGAAAAAUCAGAUAGUGCAAGUCAUGAUGAACUAUUUGUCAAACUGUAUCAUCAACAUUUUCAACAUUACAAUCAAAAUCCAAUUAAAUACUCACUGAGUGAUCCUGUUAUAAUUAGUACAGACAAUGUCGAAGUGAAUUUUCCAGAUAUUUCGACAUCUCAAGAAAAGUUGUCAGAAAUUGAUCAAAAAUCUGAUGAUAUAAUUUCCAUACCUUUACAAGCCCGAGCAUAUGUAUGUAUACUUGAAGACGAUAAUACCAAUCUUUAUCUCACCAGUGACAACUACAUGGCAUAUUGUGCUGUUGAGGAUAGAUGUAUGGUGCACAUAUCUGUAAAUGCAUGUAGCCGUGAUGGAGUUGGGAAUGAUGUCAGACAUUGUUUUAAUGUAAGCUUAAAUGGAUCAAUACAUGAGUAUUGGUUGCAUGCAGAUUUAAUUCCAUUUCAUGUUCCAUCUGAUGCUGAGUCAGGUGUGUUCAGUGAUGACGAGAUGGACUCUUUGGAUUCAGAUUCUGGUCAUGAAGAGGAUGUAGAUAAUGACAAUAAUGAAAAUGAUGAUCAUAUUAUUGAAAGUGAAUGGGAAUUAGUUGACAACAUUCAUGACAAUGUCAAUAGCUGGCUGGAUGAACCAUACAUACUUAAAAAAUAUAAUAUAGAACAUGAUGAUAGUCAUAUCAAUCAAGAGCAUUAUGUGACUAGUUCUUCGGAAUGUGACACAGAUGGAAGUGAAUUUUCAGAUUCUUAUGUUGAAAUGUUUAACGAUAAACAAAAUAUUAAUGAAAAUCAUUUUCACAAGUCACAUGAAACUAAAGAUGAUAAACACAUAUACCAAAAUGUGUUCGAUGUAGUGACGCCUACAAAUGUUUCUGAAAAUACUGAAAAUUCUGAUUUAUUAGUAGAAACUGAUGAGUGUAUAAAAUCAUCGGAACAAUUAGUUUUGGAUGUUGAAAUUAAAAAUGAUAUGUUGGAGGUUAAUGAGAAUAAUCUAACUUCAAAAAUAAAAUCAGGGAACAAUGAUGUCUUGGGGGACUUGGUAGAAAAAGUAAACAAUGACAACGCCUCAGUAAUGUUAGAAGAAAACGAAAACAACUAUGAAAAUGAAUCAGGCUUAUGUAUGAAAGAAGAAGUUACUGUUGCUGACCUUUCCAUGAUGGAUACUAUUAUUAAUCAAAAGAUAUUAAUUCAGAAAUUAAAAAUUCGUGCAAAAGAAAAGGUUCGUGAGAAACUGCCCGACACAAUAAUGAUUCGCUAUAGCGACAAUAUGGAGACCAUUAAAUAUCCAUUCUUAGGACUGUUUCAGCCACCGACUAACAGUAUCCUAUCUAAACCAAGAUCUACUAAACCAACACGCACUUCAAACUUGUCUAAACGUGUGACUUUUGCUGAUGGAAUCCGUCCUGGAGACAAUUUGGCAGCAUCUCCAACGCACGACGAUGUCGGUCGCCCAUUAUCACCUCCCCCUCUUAAAAGAUUAAUGAGGGAAACAUUAAAAUUCAAACGUAACAUGUAUCCAUUUAAAAAAACAAAGGUACGCACCAAAUUGACAAUGGUAAAAAAGAAAGUGGCCAAAGUAACACCUUCAAUUAAGGAAACCAAUCCAUCGGUUAUUGAGUAUUAUAUCAGUCGUCGUCGUCUUGGAGACUUGCCUAUUGGAGAAACCCCCAAUAGUAGUUUCUUAAGUUCCAAUCAUUCAUCAAAUACUAAUAAUGAGAGUACGGAAAAGAUGUCUACACCACCCAGACCCACAAGAGAAGUCACUCCAGUGCCAUCUGAUACUGAGUGUUGGAAUGAUGACGAUACAAUUAAAAACAACAGAUAAUAAUUCAAGAUUAAAUUCUAGCUUUGUAGAAGAGUGAAAUAAUAGAAUAUCAACCUAUGCCUUUAGUUCAAUGUUAUAUAAAUAUAUAUAUACAUGUAUUUA